Molecule: messenger RNA, 6662 nt
Organism: Linum trigynum
Lineage: Eukaryota; Viridiplantae; Streptophyta; Magnoliopsida; Malpighiales; Linaceae
Source: the annotation of a GenBank genome assembly
CCUAACUCUUUCAACUAAUUAUCAUAAGACACCGGCAACGACGCAAAAAACUUGAUCGCAUCUUGAUUGACCUUUAAAUUUCUAAAGUCGAAGCGCACUCUAGUCAAUCCUAACAAAGCCAAGUAUAACUAAGCUAGGAAUGUAGUAAAGUAACUAAGUCGUAUUCCAAGGAAAUAUUAGGAGGCUUACUAUUAUUUCACUCCGAACUACUAUCUAAUCAACUCAAAAAGUACCAUAUUUUGGGUUAGCGGGGGAUUUCCACGACUGGAAGGGGUAAUUCUCGCCUUCAAACGCGUAAGCCAGGAGCUUCCCCCCUCCUUUGAUCGACAAUAAAUUUAGGAGCUUCUGGUACUUUUUGAGUUGAUUAGAUAGUAGAUAUUGAAUAUGUUGCCGAUGGCCAUAAAUGGUUCGGACGAAGUUGUCGAUGGAGGAGUAGAUAUUAAAUACGUUGAGGAUUCUCCAAGGGAGGUGGUGAGAUAAUUCAAGUUCGGAGGAGGAUAGGGAAGGCGGACAUCGGUCGAAGGCUCGAAGCAGAAUCUCGAGUUGGAAGGUAAAAAAACAUGGGUAGGCGGAAGAAGUAAUGGUGGUGGGUAUGUCAUGGGGAAAACCGCAGUCACAACAGGAAGGGACACUGGGAGAGAAGUGACAGCAGGGGUUCAAGUGAAAAGAGGAGAUUAGUUUAGAUUUCUUUAAUUAUCAAUUGUUUUUGGAUAAGCCAAAAAUUAAAACAAGAUUCACAGCAAAUGAAGAGCAAUUUGAUCUUUUUUAGCUCAUUUAAUGACCACUUAAAAGAUAAUUAGACAUAAAGAUAAGUUUGUUACGUUUUAAUACUAGAAGGGUAUGUUCGUGCAAAAAAUUAGUAAAGGGGUACAUUUGUUAAUUUGUAAAAAUAAAUGAGUACAAAAUGCUAUUAACCCUUAAACCUUUCCUACUGCCAAGUCAAAGCUAAGGCCAGUUAUGCCUUCAAUGGCAAGAACUGCGAAUAUUCGAACAAGAGCUUCAGCUAAACCCAAGAUCGAAGAGUCGACAAGAGGAAUCACAACUAAAAUCUACCAAGUUUAGUUUUCUCGGUCUUUAUGGUUGCGUUUGGUGUGUCUUCGUACAAGAUCGAAAAGAGGGCUUUUAAUUUUGAAAGCAAGAAGAAAGGUUGGCUUCAGGGCCACGGGGUUUGGUCUGUGAUUUAUUCAUGGAUCGGAGAUUGGGUUUGAAUUUUAGGUCCGACCAACGGGAGGCGAUUGGUUAGACCAUUUUUGUCCCUACACCCCCUCACCAGGACCAUUCACAAGCUCCCAUUCUGGUCCCGUCCACCGACUGGAAUAACAAAGCUUGCCAAAUAAAUGAGCGAGUCAUCCCUCGCUUGAAAAUAAAGGAUAUUUUUUUCAUUGCCUCGACUCAACCCUAAGUAAGGAGUGUGCAAGUCUAGUUGUCCCUCUGAGCCACUCCAUAAACAUCGUUAAUCAAUAGGUUAGUUACCAUGUUCGGUAUAGACAGAGAAAGUAUGGAAUGAAAGUGACACGAUAGCUCUAACAGAAGCAAACUGUCAAGAGGGAUUAGUGCAGUCGUCAUCAAGUGACCAAUAAACAUAUGGGACUCACAUCUAAGGAGGGAAUUUGGCCACAACUUUAGGACCCCUCUUCCCACCCUUCUUACCAUCGUUCUUGUCAGGAGCUUGAAGCUUGAUUGAAACACCCUCUCCCAAGGAACAUAGUGCUUCAAAGGCAUACUCAACAGGCAGGUAACGCAGUUGGCAAAGUGGCGUUAAGCAUAGCGGUACGAAAAGAGAGGUCAUGAUGAUAUCAUCUACGUUCGUACCACUCCUCGUGGAGUAGAUCCCGCAUCCAACCAGGUCUUUGACCAGGGAACUGGAGAAUUCCCACUACCAUCGGUAGGCUAGUCGAGAUGUGAGCACGAUGGGAACAAACUUCCCAAAAAGCUAGCCUGGGCCGGGGUCAGCAUAAAAUGAAGGGGACGGCCCCUCAGAGGUACACUAUAUGGAUAAGUUAUUGCGUGAUUUCGAUAUAUCAAUAAGGGCCUUAAAAAGAGGAUAUUAGGUAGACGACUUCUGUUAUUCAAGAGUUCUCACCUCCUACUUCCCCCUUUGCUGUAAAAUAUGUGGGCGUCUCUUUUGCUCAAAGUUUUAAAAAGAGGAUUUUUGUCUACGGAUGUUGCUAAUGGAUCAACUUGAUGAGUCCUUGAAUCUGAAUGCUCUGGAACCCCAGGCAAGUAAAGACAAAAGCGACUUCCCCACCAUUGACUGACCUCUCUGGUCGGAUGUUACAGUCGACUCUACUUCUUAGUCAACCAGUAGUCUUUUAUUUGAAAAUUGCUUUCACAUCUCAUAUGACAUUUGUACCAACAGACUUCUUCAGAUACCAGUAAGGUAAGUAGCUACUCCAGCGAGUAAAUCCUGUCAUCCUUUACAGCAGACCAAACAGUAAAGAAAUCAAACAUUCUUACUUAUUUUACUCCCAAAACUAACUCUGACCUCUAUUCUUCCUACUUUCCUUCUUCCUUUGACAUCUUUCCGUCUCUCUCGCUCUCUUCCCCCACCCAUCAUCGUCUCAACCAAUGCGGACACCAGUAUCAACAUGGCCGAUGAUGAGGAAGAGAAUCACAUCCUCUCUUUCAAGUUCUUCGUCGACAAUAACAUCCUCCCUUUCCGACUCAAUUUACAGGAUAGUACUUCAGACACUCACGCUAGUCAUUGCCAACUCAAUCGGGAUUUUUGUUUGGAGAAUCCAGCCAAAUCCAAGUUUGAAUCUGUGUUUUCUAAAUCGAUGCCUCUCUUUCUCUCGCCAUGGAUACACAAAAGAAGACCUAGAUUGUUGCUUCUUCACUCUCUAAACUCGAGGUGAAUCUGAUCGAUUCUGGGCUUUGUUUGGCAAAUUCGGCGACAAUGAGAGUCGAGAAAGAGAAGAAGCAGAGUGAGUGGAAUGCUGCCGUCGGGAAUCAUGGCAUGCCUCUGUCUCAGAUCAUGUUGUCUCUGCCAAAUGAACUCACCACCGUUCGCUUCAUCUCUCUCGGCGCCGGAGAAUCCAUCGCUCGUCCUCCCUGAAAAAAAUCCAUCAUUCUCGUUGAAGAAAAGAUACUAAGGGGUCGUUUGGAAGUUACGAUUGUUAAAUAGAUGUACUGUUGAGAAUGCAUGUAUAAUACUAUACAUGUAUUGUCGAAUUUGAUGCAUUGUAGAAUACAACGUUUGGUAUGUGUGAUUGUGUAUGUCGCAUAAGCUAAAAGCUGAGACAAAACAAUCUCAACUCAACUAUCUCAACAAUCACAACUAAAAGUUGAGAUAUAACAAUCACUCAAAAUGAGUGAUAGUUUCUCUUACAUCACAGAAACAAUCCAUGUAUUGUUUCUGCUAAAAAAACAAAAAAACGAUGCAUUGUAAACAAUACAUGCAUAAUGACAAUCUCAACAAAACAAUGCAUUGUAUAAGUCAUUUGGAAGUUGCGAUUUUUAAAUAAAUGUAUUGUUGUGAAUGCAUGUAUAAUAUUAUACAUGUAUUGUCGAAUUUGAUGCAUUGUAAAAUAAUGUUUGGUAUAUGUGAUUGUGUAUGUCACAUCAACUAAAAUUUGAGACAAAACAAUCUCAACUCAACAUCUCAACAAUCACAACUAAAAGUUGAGAUAUAACAAUCACUCAUUUUAAGUGAUAGUUUCUGUCACGUCACAGAAACAAUAUAUAUAUUGUUUCUGCUAAAAAAUAAAAUAAAAGCGAUGCAUUGUAAACACAAUUCUAGCAUAUUGGACAUUUGAACAAGGCCCACUCCAUAGCCCAAUUCGAAAACUUGGUGAUGCGUUCGUUCCGGCCCAUUGCCGAUCGUUCUAAAUUGGAGUUAACGAGGGAAACGGCUAAGGAUAACGAGAAAACCAGAAACAAGCAACUGCGCGCCCGCGCCGGCACUCUCGCAGCUUGAGUUCUUGCCUGCCUACCUCCACUGCAUUCCUCUUUCUCCACCUUCCGCCUCCGCCUCCGCCUUCGUAAGUUCAAAGUUUCUUCUCCCUCAUUCACAUACAUUAAUUAUAUUAUCAUCUCCUUUCUCUUCUUUACUCUGUUAUUCGUGGGCAAAUUUCCUGAAGCUCUCUUCUUCUUGGCCGCCUUAGACAAAGGGGACUGACUGCCGUAGACUCGUACGACCGAACCACCAGCGAAACUAAUUUACACCAUGGCGCUUCGUUUCGAUGUUCUGGCGAGGUUUAAUCGUGCUCGUGCAGCUAAAAUGACGCUCCCUCAUUUUGUAUGUGAGACACCAUUGUUCAUGCCUGUAGGAACGCAAGGGACAAUUAAAGGUUUGACAACUAGCCAGCUUGAGGAGAUUGGCUGUCAAAUAAUCCUUGGGAACACAUAUCAUUUGGCACUACGUCCGACCUCUGAGCUUAUAGAUGAAUUAGGUGGUCUUCAUAAAUUUAUGAAUUGGCCUAGAGCACUGCUUACUGAUUCUGGUGGCUUCCAAAUGGUGUCGCUGCUGCAUUUGGCUGAUAUAACCGAAAAUGGAGUGACAUUUCAGUCUCCAGUGGAUGGAAGCCCCAUGCUCUUAACUCCUGAGGAGUCGAUUCAAAUCCAAAACAAAAUUGGUGCAGAUAUCAUUAUGGCUCUCGAUGAUGUAGUAAAAACCACCACUACUGGACCAAGGAUUGGGGAGGCAAUGUAUCGCACAAUUCGAUGGAUAGACAGGUGCAUUGCAGCUCACCAGAGACCAGAUGAACAAAACUUGUUUGCCAUUGUUCAAGGUGGUCUGGAUCCUGUGUUAAGGGAUAUAUGUGUUAAAGCCUUGACAAAACGGAACUUACCUGGCUAUGCCAUUGGAGGUCUUGCUGGCGGGGAAGAUAAAGAUUCAUUUUGGCGUGUUGUUGCUCAGUGCACUGCUGCAUUGCCUGAAGACAAACCCCGAUAUGUGAUGGGUGUUGGCUAUCCACUGGACAUAGUGGUUUGUAGUGCUCUAGGAGCAGACAUGUAUGAUUGUGUGUAUCCCACUCGUACAGCUCGUUUUGGCAGUGCUCUUACACCAGAGGGAGUGCUCAAGCUUAGACACAAAGCAAUGGCAGAAGAUACUCGUCCUGUUGAUCCCACUUGUGCUUGCAUGGUCUGCAGAACCUAUUCACGGGCGUACAUCCAUUCCCUUGUCACAAAAGAUGCCAUGGGGUCACAGCUUCUGUCAUAUCACAAUCUGUAUUACAUGUUGCAGCUGAGUAGAGACCUACACUAUUCAAUCAUACAAGGAAGAUUUCCGGAGUUUGUCUGCGACUUCCUGAAGAAAAUGUUUCCUAACGGUGACGUCCCCAAGUGGGUCUGCAAUGCCAUGGAGGUUGCAGAAAUUGAUAUUGGAGCUUGUUAGCCACCAUCCUCGUCCGAAGCAGAGGUAGGUGAUAAAAUGGUGUUUUUGGUUCCUGCAUGCGGUCGGUUUGGUUUUUGGAUUUCAUGGUUGGUUAAAAAUGGAUAUUCUUAUUUCUGUAGGUUUCAUGGGUUAGGUGUCAAAAUGGAUUGAAGUGCAAAUUGAAAUCCCGUAAGCAUGUUAUAUCCGUUUAAGCGGAUCUAGUGCAUUUUGUUAAACUAAGCGCCUGCCAUUUUCCCAGAGCAACUGCAAAUUUUUUUUAUACUCAAGAUAGCAUGGGAGACUCUUAAGAAAUCUUUAGCAGCAUUGUUUUGUCUCUAAGUGCUCUUAAGUUCAUUGUGACAUUGUGUAACAUCCGUGGUACCUUAUCAAAUUUUGUGCGUUGCUCGAACCACUUGUUAAUUAACUGGAAAAAUAGUUGAGAUGAAAAAAGUAACAAUGCAACAAAAAUUGGAGUUUUGUGGUUAAGUUACAACAAAAUAUAUUUAAGCGUCUAGCAUGCAACAAAAUUUUUAUUAAAUUUAAGCAGGGAUGGCAAUGGAUCGGGUUGGGGCGGAUAGUGGAUUCACGUCGGAUGGAGAGUGACCAAACGUGAAUGGUUUCAGUAAACUGGAGUACCACCAAUGGAUUUAAAUAUUUUGAGUGACCAAACUUGAACGUUUUUUUGUAAUCUCAGUGACCAAACUUGAACGUUUUUUUGUAAUCUCAGUGACCAACUAUGCAAUUAACCCUUUUUGUCAUUCCUAAAUUUUGCUGAAUCGCUAUUCGUCGCCCUAAAAUUCAAAUUUUAUCGCCCUAAAAUGUAUCACAUUGACACUCUUACCCUCCACUUUCAGUCCCGUUUCUAACCAAAACCCUACAAUCCCUUGCCUUGCCCAGCCGCCACGGAGCUCGUCUGUCUUCCGGCCGCUGCUGUCACUGUCAAUUCUUCUCUCGCCAGCUGCCCACCUCAACCCGACUGCCACCGGUGCUCUGCUUCUAGUACCGUUGGAGUCGAACCCAAGCAGAGGAGGAAGAAGACGAAGAAGGAGGCCACCGCUUCCCUAUUGUUGCUGCCGGAUUCUUCUGUUGUUGAACUGCCCCUAUGCAAUAUGGAGCAGGUAGCCAAUCCUCCCACCAUUUUUCGGCGGGUCUGCUUUGCAUUUUUUUCAUUUGUAUAAUUGAAACUUGUAAUUUAAUAAUUUGUUUUUGAAUAUUUUAUGUUUUUAUUGUGUAUACUUGUAUGCAUUCUUUUAGUGUUUAUAUGUUUUGAAAAAACCAAAAAUUAAGUUAAGGAUAUUUACGUCAUUUUAAUAAAAUUUAGAGCGACGAAUAAAGUGUUUUAGGGCGA